AGAGCAGUGCCUGUCAUGAGCAGAAGAAAGAGUAAACUUAAAAGAGAAGCAGAGGAAUCACUUCAGCAGAUAUCAUCCUCUACAUCAACUCCUCAAGAGAAGAACUACCUUCAGCGUUACAGAAGUGAAAAUGAAGUUCUCACGUGUGGCUCUCGCUGCUGCAGUCAUCAUCGCAUGCGUCUGCAUCCUCCCGACCGCAGCCGUUCCCUUCACACAGACUGAAGAUGAGCAUCAUGUGGAGAGUGAAGCACCACAGGAGAACCAGCAUCUGACAGAAACUUCACAGGAACAAACCAAUCCCCUGGCAUUCUUCAGGGUGAAACGUCAAAGCCAUCUGUCCCUGUGCAGAUACUGCUGCAACUGCUGCCGCAACAAAGGCUGUGGAUACUGCUGCAAAUUCUGAUCCUGCGGGCAUUUAACCGAGUCCCAUGUGCUCAGGAAAAGAGUUUCUUUGAAACAUUAACUUAUUUGGACUUUUGUCUUCCAAAACCCUGCUGAAAUGAUUUUCCUUGUCGCACCAUGUUGUUUGAAACGGGUAUAAAUGCAGGCUGUCUCCUUGCAUACUGCUUUGUAAAAGUUGCAGCUACUUCCAUGAUUUUGUAUAUUUUAUACAUGUAUAUAUUUUCAUGACUAUGUACAAUGAUUGUUUAGUAAAUGUAAAGCUUUUGGAUAUUUGUAUUAAAAUGAUUUAACAUUUGAA
Molecule: messenger RNA, 700 nt
Organism: Cyprinus carpio (common carp)
Lineage: Eukaryota; Metazoa; Chordata; Actinopteri; Cypriniformes; Cyprinidae
Product: hepcidin-1
Biological process (GO): intracellular iron ion homeostasis; defense response to bacterium
Cellular component (GO): extracellular region
Source: RefSeq, a predicted model, not a curated record